CGUCUCGGAGGGGCCGUGGGGCCAUGGCCGGGAGCAGGAGGAGCGUGUUCUUGGCAAAAUUACUGAAACGACUCUAUGGUGAAACUUCAUCAUCUUCUCUUGUUCAGACUUCAAGUAGAGAAAAGGAGGUGAUUCUUGAAAAUCCUCGCUCAAAAUCUAAAGAAAAGAAUUUGGAUAAUGUCCAGGUUUCAUCAGCAGAUGCUAGCACAUCAACUAAUACACCCUGCGAAUCAUUUCAAGAUAAGGAUGCUGCAGUUACGUCUCCAAGAAGAGUUUACACAGUGGAUCUUCCUCCAGAGGGUUAUGUUGCAGUUACUCCAGAUGCUCUUAGUAAUGCAGUUUCUGAAAACUCUGGCAGUAGUGCUGACUCAACAGAAGAGGAGUAUCAAGGGCAAACCAAGAGAAAGCGCAUUCGAAGGAAGAAACAAAAGAGCAGUUCACAAAUCUCUAGUAAUUUCCAUGGAGAACAAACAGAUUUGGGAAUGCAAGAGACUGUUGUUCAAGAUAAUUUACAGCUGCAGCAAACAGACGGUCCCAAAAUAAGCAAAAACAAGAAGAGGAAAAUGAAAAAGAAGCGACAGAAAGAAAAAAAGAGAGCAGCUGGCUUAGUAACAAAAACUACCAGCGUGGAUUUUACAUAUCAGCCUGACAAAAGCAACAAAGAAGAAGCAGCAGGCUUAAAAGACAUAGGUGAAAAGGCAGAUAGCAUUCUGGACUUCCUGCAGGCAACACAACAAAUUUAUUUUACUGACAAGAAAUCACAAUGCAGAGAUGCUGCUGUAAAUUCAGCAACUGUCCAAGAGCUCUUACAAUGUCUUGAACUUCGCACCAUCUCUUCCUCAGAUGUGACUCAUCUGCAUCGGCUGAAAUCCCUUGUAUUGCUACAGGAUACUGAGAGAUUGAAGGAUGCUUUGAAACAAUUCCAAGAACAAUCUAUGAUGUCUCCUGAUCAUGCCAAGGUAGCCACAUCUCUGUUUCACUACUGGAUUACAGAUAUACUUCCUGUGAAGAACAGGAAAUAAAGCCUUACCCAUGUGUCCAUAUGCACAGGAUUGAAAUUUAAUAUACAAACUCUUAACCAAGUAGCAAUUGUUCAGGAAGAGCAGUGGCAAUACACUUUCUACACCUUCAGGUAAAUGAACAAAAACUACAAAAGACAGUGAAGGCAAAUGAACAAAAACUCCAGAAGACAAUAAAGGUAUGACUACAGUGUGAAUUUUGUCAUGGGUUGGUCAAGAGUAUGGCCUGAGUUUUCAGCUGCAUUAAUAUGUACAUUUCACUUUAGGAUAAAGGACUUGACUGGAAUGAUAAAUGGUAUUUUGUUUAAGAAAUUAUAU
Molecule: messenger RNA, 1337 nt
Organism: Melospiza melodia melodia
Lineage: Eukaryota; Metazoa; Chordata; Aves; Passeriformes; Passerellidae
Gene: ERICH1
Product: glutamate rich 1
Exons: 6
Coding region: 24-1022 (332 amino acids)
Source: RefSeq, a predicted model, not a curated record